AUGUCGCCUGCCCGAGCCUUACCUACAGUUGAGACUGUUCCUGAGGCCCGGGACGCAGGCCCAGCGGCCAUUGGCGAGCAACAGGAGCAGGCGGAGGCGGCGCGGGACCGUCACGACUCCGAGGAUAUGGUCUGUGGGAAUAGCGGGCUGCCCUCAAUUAAGGACGACUACCCAAGCAGGAGGCAUCAGAGCGGCUCACCACAGCUUCAUCCUCUUCUGAAGGCGCGCCCGAGGAGCAGAGACCGGCGCAGAAGCAGUGCAAUACCCGUCGCAAGGUCAGAGCUGCACCGACGUGCCUCGGCCGACUUCUCAUGGCAUGGAUUUGAGGAAAACCAACUCGGCUCAAGUGGCUCAGAUCUCGACCCGCGAGGCUCAGCAUCACGACGGCUAACAAGGCAGCCGAAGCGCGCUCGACUGUCUUUCCCAUCCGCAUUCUCUGGUUUGACGCUGCCCGCAACCAGAACCAGUGCUUAUGGCAGCUCAAGCAGUGAUGAUUCGACGCCCAAAACGACAUCAUUAGCCGGGAUGGCUCCUGAGUCGCAGCUUGCAGCAGCUGACCAAGGCGCCGCCGUCAAGGUUGGAGCUCCCUCUAUCCCGGACUUCCUCAACUCCCUGGACGAGGAUACGCCCACCGUGGCAGUCGACGGUAAAGAGCAAAGCAUCCCGGAGACUGCGUCAUGGAACGCCACCACCACCGAUGGCAAGGCGUCCCCAAGCGCCCAAAGCGCGUCUUCGUCAUCCUCUACCACAUCAGACAGUCCGUAUAGCGAUUUGUCCUCAGAGAGGACGACAGACACCGAACGAAGCUCCAGCCCGGAGAGGAGCGUGGAGGGGGACGAGACACCGGUGGCUCCCGUCACCAACUUGGCCGAGACGGGUCUGCACGCGGCAGGAAAGCGCCGUAGCAGCCUCUUCGACGUGGAUCGGUAUGGCACACCCGAGAUGCCACGAGGAACGGCCAAUCUGCCACACAUCCCAGUCAGCGUCUUGACCCCGCGCGUACCAAAUCAAGGCCACCCAAAGCAUCUACCACGGGCUGAGAAAUUGCCACUCUCUGGCUAUGAGUUGCUCGCAUCGCGGAUCUCGGCGUCGUCUUCGCCAGGGGCUCGGAGCCACCCCGGCUCUGACACAUCCUCAUCGACCGCUACGCCACGAGACCACAUCCCGAGACGCCACAGCAGUGCCAGCAAUAUGGCUUACCGGAGCAGUUUACUAGAGGCGGAGCCCACCAUCCAGCCCAUCUACAGGAGGUUCAAGGCUAUGAACCACCGCUUAUUACUUCACCUGCAGGAUGAACUGAGCGAGUUGGAGGAGCAAUUACACAGACUAGACACGACAGAUACCCAGACGAGAAGACUGCAGAACCGUAUACUACCAGCAAGCAGGCGAGCAGAGGCCCUGGCUGGGGGAGAGCUUCAGUCACACAAGACCGACAUCCUGGCCAAGAUUGGGUUCAAGCUAGGCCAGUACAACCAUGCGCUAUCUUCAUACACAGCCACACGGGACAUCCCAUCACCGUCUCCCUCUGACAUUCAUGAGUAUCGCCGCUACCUCGCCACACAUCAACCAGUCACAGAAGUCGAAGCGCGCUUCCUUGACUCCAGCGAUGACCUUGUCACCCUCGCCCCACCAACCUCAUCACCCCCAAGCCGUGCCCCAAGCCCAUCAGCCAGCGGCACGACUGCAGCAGCGCGAGCGCGGGACCACUACUACCAAACCCUAAAGACCCUCGAAGCCGAAGCCGAGCCCGCAUCCGGGUCCGGGUCCGGUGCCGAGCCAGAGCCGGCAUCCCCGAUCCCCAUCCCUGGCACCAUGCACGGCAACUCGUGGCGCACCAACCGCGGCCACCUCCGCGGCAGCAGCAUGAGCCACAGUCCCAGCCCCGGUCUAGCCCCGCUGCCGACCCCGAGACUGUCGCGGCCGCGCUCGAGCUCCGAGGCCAUCUCGCCCCGGGCGGGCACCCCGGUCGCCGGUGGCAAGGCGGAUGCCGCCGCCGCCACCGUCCCAACCAUCACGGUUGAUCAUGCCAAGCUCGCACCGGGCCCCUGGGAGGCGGAGCUUACGCCCGCGCCCGCGCCCGCGCCUACGGUGGGCUCCUCGUCGGUAAUGCACGUGGCCAUCGCGUUGGCCGUGGCGGUCCUGCUGCCGAUCCUCGCGUUUCCUGUCGUCCCUGGCUUUGUGGGCCGCCUGAUCGUCGUAUGUCUGGUGGUACACCGCAAGAAACGUCCCGAGAGAAUCUUCAUCUAUUCCUGUGCAAAGAUGGCUUCGCCCUCUUCCACGGCCCACGACUGGGUCACCGUGGACCAAGCUGAGAUUGAAAAGAUCGACCGUGCACUCCGAAUCCCUGGCUUUUACUUCCAGCCAGGCAAGUUCGUCAUUGGAAGAAAGAGAGCAUACAUGAUGAUUGCGCUGGGGGCUUUGGACAUUCGCCGCAAUUGCGCUGGCAAGCAACCUCUUGUCGUUCAACGUCUCUGUACCAUCUUCCAGGCCAUUCUUGACAAAGAUGUCAUUGUCAUCGAUAUCAACCAAGAUGCCUUCUACGAAACUGCCCUCGCCAAAAUCUCAAUGAAGCACCCCGAGAUCUCACAGCACCUGUCCGCCUCGUCCCUCCGUUACAUUGUCGAGCACUACCGCCAUGCGUUCUAUCAUGGCCAGAAGAAACAGAACCGCGACGUGCCCACCGAGGCCACGGGUCCUACUGAGCGCGCGACGCACACGAGCGCCCGCGCCAAACUGAUUGAGCUCGUGGGAGAUUGGUCGCGGGCACAGAGCAUGGCGUGGCGCGACAAAGACGAGCAGGCCAAGAAAAAGCUGCCCGUCGAGGCGAGACCCGAGUCCAUGGGAAACGUCUUCCUGCGUUUGAGGCAAGACUGCAAGGAGCUUCAGGUCAACAUCAAGCAGCACGAGGAGGGAAACACCGCUUUAGAGCAGCAGAAAGCCAUUCUAGAACAGGAGAACGCCGCUCUAGAGCGUGAGAACGCCGCUCUAGAGCAGGAGAGCGCCGUUCUAGAGCAGGAGAACGCUCGGCUGAAGAAGAUGAGGGUCAAGGCGCAGAACCAGUUGAGGGAGCAGGCUGAUCGCCACAAGGCGCAAAUUGAGCAGCUCGACGCGCGCAGCGACCGAAUGCGAGACAGGAUUGUUGACAUGGACGAUGAAAUCGCCAGCCUGAGGCGCCAGCUGGACACCGACGGGGACAACAGCCCUUGGCGCCCUGUCCGCGACCGACCUGAGUACCGUGGCAUGUUCCCUCCGGAUGGUCCCAGAUUCCCUGGCUACUGA
Messenger RNA from Diaporthe amygdali, 3279 nucleotides. RefSeq lists its product as uncharacterized. Bases 1 to 3279 code for a protein of 1092 amino acids. The record is from RefSeq and is a predicted model, not a curated record. NCBI's taxonomy places the organism in Eukaryota, Fungi, Ascomycota, Sordariomycetes, Diaporthales, Diaporthaceae. The transcript is spliced from 3 exons.